AUGCCACGCUCAUCCGCUGCGGGUCGGAAGAAUCAGAACAAUCGGCACGAGAAUGGCCUCAUCGGUCCCGGCAAGAAAGUGACCAAGCAGAAAUCGAGUGGCCACCUCAACGGCUCGCCCGGCAACGGCAACGCCCCCGGCUCGGGCGCCGCUGCUCCCUUCGACCUAUCCUCGUCUCGUUCAAAUAGUGACUCCGCGGUCACUUCUCCGGUGGUCGCGGGUCAGGCGGGGGAUGGGUCGAAGGUGGACGGCAAUGUGCGUGGUCUGGUGAAUGGGCACAGCAAGGGUGUGGAAAUGGCGUGUGGGCAGGCCAACGGCACCACGCCGCAUAACGGCGGCAUGGUAGGCUCGGCCUCUCGCAAUGGCAGCGCGAAACGAUCCGGCUCCAAUUCCUCGAUCAAUCCACUUCAACUUGCGUCCACCAUACUCAAGUCGUGUCCAAUGUAUGACACCAUCGCCAUCUUGAUUUUUCUGCUACAGCUUCCACCAAUGGUCCUUACCCUCGUUCAAUUCCUCUUCGCGUCCUUGACAUUCAUGCCCCCGAGCGGUGCCGCCGCAGGCUCUCUGUCGUCGAAUUUCGAUAUUUUCCAGGGACCCGCCGGCACGCCUUCCCUGGGGACCAUGAUUGCCAUGGACGGGUUCUGCCUUCUUUUCUGGGGCCUCUUCAUGUGGACAUGGGCCCAGAACUUCGCAAUCGAUCUCGCUCACGUCCAAGUCGCCAUCACACUGGGCGGCGGAGGCUCCGGAAAGAACGGUGGGGUCAAUGCCUUGUGCGUCGGAAUUGUUCUGCUUCUUCAUAUUGUUCGCAGCAAGGGCAUACAAGAAUUUGUGAUGGGGCAUCUUGUAUCUGCCAAACUCAUUAGCCCUGAUCUUUUCUCGCAGUAUUCGAAUCUUCUACCCGCCGAGUUCCGACGAACCGAGUCUCAAACGUCCCCGAGUUGGCUGAGGAGCCUACUCGCCGUCCAUAUAUUAGCACAGGCCGGAACUGCAAUGGCGAGACGCUCGAUGGCCAGGAAUCGGUCUCCAACUCCACAGCGGAGCGGGAAGCGCGGAGAUACGGAGGCAUCGGCUGGCUCGCAGGGUCAGGCCGAUUCGGCCCUCGAGUCUGCCGCUAGCCUUUCGUCUUCUCUCGUGGGGCCGGAUGGUCAAUUUGUCAAGGACAGCAAAGACCGAUUAACUUCAGCUAAGAAACGAAGAAGACAGGCCAAUCAAGUCCGUAGCCGUCAGCCAUUUUGGGCCGCCCUCGCCAGUACAAAAGUUACAGUUAUGCGUGAAUACGAACACUCACGUGUGUUGUCAAAAACGGCACGCGGAUUGACAAUGAGCGAAGAUGAUUUGCAAGGGGUUUCUCUUGACGAUGGAUUGGUAUGGAUUACCGAUGUGGACAGCUCCACGAUCAAAUUUGCCGCCGGUGAUCUUGCCGACGAUGCUAUGUCGCCGAGCUCAUGCGAAGCUGGCCGGUUGGACGAAGAUACGGAACCAUUCUAUGUUUGUGUGAAUGGCGCUCUUUGGGCAACUGCGACAAUUUGUAGGGUUUCGGAUUCUUCGAAAGGACCCAGUAUAGUACAGUGGAGGGGUGAGAUUUCCGGACUUGCUCCGAAUUGUGCCUAUACCUGUUCCUUUAUCCGCAGCGAUACCGACGAGGAAAUAUGUGCUAUGAGUGUCAAGACUCCUGCAACUGCUGAUACCGAGCAAGCCGUUUCCGCGGUACCAACGCCCCCUCAGCCGCCUUAUCGUCCUUCAUCUCCCACGACCACGCUGAAGAACUCCAUCAUCAAUGCUGAGGCAAAAUUGAACGAGAAACGCUCUCGUUUGAAGAAAACGAAGAACGACCAUAAACUUCUCAUUUCAAAGAUCCGAAAGGAACUGGACAAUUUUAAUCAUCGGCUCCAAAGUGGGACGGACGAAAAUAGACAAAAACAGCGUUCGCUGCAACUGGAGCGUAAUAUUCGGCAGACAGAGGAAGCCACUGCGGUCUUAGAGGUCCAACUAGACAGCAUGGAGAACGUACCGGAAGAGGAGAUGGAACAAUGGUCUGCACACAAAGCUGAUUUCGACCGUGAACUUGAACUUUUUAAUGCUACCAAGGAAGAGCUUUCCGAAGCACGGCUUGCAGCAGCUCAGCAGGUGUCGACAUUGGAGCAGGACUUGAAUAUGGUUGUUCAAAAGCGCGAACGUCUUCAGAGUCGCCGUACGCGGGUCAAUGAGCAGUAUGAGCGCAUCAUCUCGGCCAAUGCUCAAGGACUAAAUGAACGAGAGCGACGCGCAGCUGAACAAUUUGCUCGAGAGCAGGACCAUGCCAAGAUGGAAGCCAACUUCCAUGAACAGUUUGGGAGCAUCAGUCAGUCUGUGCAGGACUUCCAGCUGCGGACCAGUCAACUUUGGCAGCAGGCCUCUGCGAUCGAGCAAUCCAUUCAGCAGCAACAGCAACAGAUGCUUCUGGAUUCUGGUCCCUUGACCCCGGAGGGAAACUUGCCAGGCACCAAUCCUAUGCUGGAGACUAUAACAACUUCCGCUCCUAGCGGCCGCGCGUUGCUAGGACUUAGUUUCCCCCGAAGUCUAGUCCUCUGCAAACUUCCUCAUCGCCCGUUCACGCUUCGUCGUCUCAUCCAACUAGCCCGUCAGUACGGCUCGGAGUUCUUCGAGUCUAACCGUCUGCCUCCUCUCCACUUUGACUUCUCCGAGUUGCUCAACGACAAGCAGCAGCGGCCCGUUUCAGAUGGGAACGGUUUCUUGUACCACGGUGGCCGUCCUAUUUUGAGUCCUUUUCAACGAGCCGCGAGUCGAGGCAGUGGAGCAGGCAGUGGGAGUGGUGGCAGUCGAAGUGGCAGCGGCAGUCCAAAGUCGGCACGCGAUUAA
Molecule: messenger RNA, 2859 nt
Organism: Penicillium macrosclerotiorum
Lineage: Eukaryota; Fungi; Ascomycota; Eurotiomycetes; Eurotiales; Aspergillaceae
Exons: 3
Coding region: 1-2859 (952 amino acids)
Source: RefSeq, a predicted model, not a curated record